Molecule: messenger RNA, 2106 nt
Organism: Pieris rapae (cabbage white)
Lineage: Eukaryota; Metazoa; Arthropoda; Insecta; Lepidoptera; Pieridae
Product: gelsolin
Exons: 16
Coding region: 126-1748 (540 amino acids)
Molecular function (GO): actin filament binding
Source: RefSeq, a predicted model, not a curated record
UCAACAAGCGUGUUCAUAGAAUCGACUACGUAAAACAGUUUAUAUCGCGAGGGCAUUAUAUAAAGACGUUUAUGUAACGUAAUUAUUAAGUUUCUCUUUUUGAGGUGUAUUCGCAGCUUCCUAAUAUGAAGCUCAUCUACGUAGCGGCCCUGGCGUUCUGCGUCUACGCAUCCGCGAGAGUGACAAACAGACAGCAGUCGGUACCUAUUUCACCGCAAAUCACUUCGCUUAACGACAAGGAUGCAAGAGAAAAAGCCAGAGUACACCCAGCCUUUGCCAACGCAGGCCAACGAGCUGGUGUUGAAGUGUGGAGAAUCAAUAACUUCGAGCCAACUGUCGUCUCUCAGAAUGAUUUCGGAAAGUUCUACAAGGGCGAUUCAUACAUCAUUUUAAAGACUACAGCAGAUAAGAAAAACAAUUUAUCGUGGGAUAUCCACUACUGGAUCGGGAGCCAGGCGACUCAAGACGAAUCUGGCGCCGCUGCCAUCUUGACUGUUGGUUUGGAUGACAAGUUCGACGGGAAGGCUGUGCAGCACAGAGAACCUAUGGGUCAGGAGAGUCAACAGUUCAAGGCAUAUUUCCCAACUGGAAUACGUUACUUGGAAGGCGGUAACCCAUCAGGCUUUAACCAUGUAGUCACGAAUGCCGGGUCGGAAAAGAAAAUGUAUCAAGUCAAAGGAAAAAGAAAUGUUCGCGUGCGGCAGGUAGACCCACUAUUCUCGUCCAUGAACAAGGGAGACUGCUUCAUUCUGGAGAAAGACAAUGAUAUAUUGGUGUUUGUCGGUGACAAAGCUAAAAAUGUGGAGAAACUGAAGGCUAUAUCCAUGGCCAACCAGAUCAGGGACGAGGAUCACCAUGGAAGAGGAAAAUCUGACAUUAUCGACAAAUACUCAAGUGAAGUGGAUGUUCAAAAGUUUUUUACAACCCUUGGGUCCGGCAGUAAGGAUCUCGUGCCAGAGGAAAGCGCUGGUGGCGACGAUCAGGCUUUUGAAAAGAACGAAGAAAACAUAGCGACGCUCUCGGAAGUGUCUGACAGCACGGGCUCUGUCAAAGUCAAAGCAUUACAGAAGCCAUACACACAGGCACAAUUAAAAUCACAGGAGACAUAUAUAUUGGAUACAGUGAGCGGCAGUAUUUACGUUUGGCUCGGAAAGCAGGCUUCACCCAAGGAAAAAACAGAAGUUAUGACAAGAGCUCAACAGUUGUUGACUUCGAAGAACUAUCCAUCAUGGGUACAAGUGGUAAAAAUUCCUCAAGGCACAGAACCAGCUAUUUUCAAGCAAUACUUCACCACUUGGCGUGAUGCUGGAAUGUCGCAUUCGCGUUUAGUGCGUUCAGUCGGUAACGAAAACGCCAAGAACAAUUUAUAUGAAGUGAACAUAGUCAACCACAAUUCCAUAAGUUUCGAAAAGAUACCAGAAUACAACCAAGGAGCUUUAUUAGACACGGAAGUCUAUGUUCUGCAAAUGGCGAACGAUGUUUACAUCUGGAUUGGCAAAGAAGCUGAUUUGUAUAAAAGAAAACUAAUUACGAAUAUUGCAAAGGCGUUUAUCGGUGAAAUAGGCAAUUCUAUACAAGACGUUGUGCCUGUCAAACAAGGCAUGGAGCCGCCACAGUUUAUAAAUGCUUUUAGGAACUGGGAUUCUGAUAUGUGGCUAAAAAUAAGGCGUUACCAAGAAGAAAGAGAAAUGGUUCUUCGGAAUAAUGAAAUUGGAAAUUUUCAAUUUUACGAAUUUAUUAAUAAUUAAAGAUUAAAUUAUUUAUAUGCUAAUCAGGGUAUGUUCUGCACUGAAAAACAAAACAAAACGUAUAGUUUAUUAAAUUGAAAAAACCAGUCCAGAACGUCCAUUAUUGUAUUUUUUCAUAUUCAGAUUUUUGUCAGAAAUAUAUUAGCUGUUAAUAAAGUACAUUGAUUGUUCUAACUUAACUAUUAUUUUAUUUUAUUUAUAAAGGGUGAAAAGACUAAGAUAGCCAAUAAUACAGAUAAGUCGUUUUUAAUACUUUGAUUGGCAUUAUAAUUCGAAGUAAAACUUUUAACAACUAAAUACUUGGUAAUCAAUACUUACAGCCAUAAAUUGUCAUGAAUAAAUUGUUCCUAAAUUCUAA